UGCUGGAAUGUGGAUGAAAAGGAGGGCUGGUGUGUCAGAGGCCUCACCUGCUGGGAGUGUAUGAACAGGGAGGCACAAUGAAAGGAGAGUAGGCGGGGUUACCUCCAUUUUCUCAGCCUGUCUUUUCCCUAAACCACUGGAAUCAGGUUUUCUUGGAGCCGGUGUUGCACCUGUCGUCAAAAGUCCUGGAGAGGCACUCACCUGUUUGGGUCGGAUUUACCUGUGUUGGAUCAGAAUGCGUCAGUAACUCCUGUCCCUGUCUACUUAUUCAGCUCACAAAUACCCAUAAUGAAGAGGGGAACGUUGAAUUUUCUGGGUCGAAAGAACCAGUCUCUGUUUGACACCAAUGUGAAAAUGAAGGAGAUGGACAACGUGGAGCUGGUGCUGGAGUCGUCGGCGAUCCCGGAAUCAGGGACCGCCAGUGUCCGGGCCAGACCGACUGUUAAACAUCAUGCUUCCACCUCUGACAGUUUUCAAGGGUUUGCUGUCCCAACACCCAAAGUCCCCGUUCUCCCCUCGAUGAACGGUCCAAAGAUCAACAGUUCAGCUGUUGGAGAGCAGUUGUCAAAUGGAUCAGUUAUGUCCGUCACUGACCCUGUGGAGGGGGAGAUUUUUGUUCCUCCACCUCCAUCCAUUGCACCACCGCCGCCUCCAGAGGUAUUUAUCCCUCCUCCCCCAGACUUCAUGGGUGACCUCAACAGUCUGGACCUGGCAGCCCUUCAACCUCCUCCACUGCCUGCUCCUAAACAACCUGCUGCAACGUUCACUUCCCUAAAAGAGGAGGAUUUUACCUUCUUACAGCCUCCACCAAUGGCUCCACCAAAGCCUCCAUCCACUUGCUCUAGUGGCUCUGCAUCUUCCUUAUCCACCUCUAGCCCUCCACCAGCCAAUGUCCCUGACCAUCCAAAAUUUGCCCCACCACAGCCUCCAACUGAGAGGCAGCAAAAGACUUUUAAGACGCCACCUCCGAAGCCUAUUAGACUGUCCUCUAUCUCCAACCAUGACUCCCCCCCACAUACUCCUGCCCCUCCCCCCCCUGUCCAGACCUCCACACCAUCCACCUUCAAUCCCCAAAACACAGCAAAACUCUACAAUAUUCCUAAACCCUCGAUUCUGAGGGGCUACGAGGACCGAGACCCAAGACCCAAGCCGAUCUUAGUCCUGGAAGAUUCUGGAUCAGUCAACUCUGUCCCAGUGCAGGUCCAAGUGGAUGGGACAAGCCCUAAGGUAGCACCAGCACCUAAACCAGUUCCCAAAGAUGUCCAGGAUCUUAAGCAGAACGUACAAGUUCCCCAGCCGUCUCAGCCACCCCCACCUGAGCCAAACGAGGAGCUGAAAUCAGUGAUAGUUCCACAAAAAGAAGUAGAAAAACCUCCCCCGGUUUCAAGUCCAGUGAUACCCCAACUUCAGAAAGUAAAUGGCAUUCAGGAUAAUAAAGCAGAAAUCCAGAGCAAACCUGAACAAUCUCCAAUUCAUGUAGGUAAAUUCAGCCCAAUAAUAGAUCAAAAACUACGCAACCUCAAGAGCAGUGAAACUAACGGAGUACGCGAUGGACCUGCUGCUUCACCUCUAGCUCUUUUAAUGGCAGCAAAGGAGCGAGAAAAACACAGACCAUCUCUGUCACAUGAAAACCAUGGGAAGAAAAAAGAGCAGUUGAGCAUUCAGCAGAGUGACUCGAGCCCCAAUUCAUUUGUUGUCAUCCCAAAGUCUGCUUCAUCUCCUUCUCUAGGCUCUCAGGAAGGACAACAAGAAGGUCCAAAGUCCGUUGGCCCUGUAGAGGUGAAAACUGCACCAAAACAAUUACAGAGCACCACAUUGGUUAAGGAUCAAGUGCUGCCCACAAGUCCGUCUCCCAGUAAGAUGGAAACAGUUACAUCACCAAGUGCAAACAACCUUGAAGACCAGAAACAACACGCAGAGUCUCAAUCUGCCCCAUCUGACAAUACUAAAGAGGAGUUAAACAUCCCACUACUCCCUCCUCCACCAGAGUUUGAUGAUUUUGAUGAAAUCAUCGAACCCCCGCCUGCCAUCCCUCCCCCUGAUCCUCCUGUAAAAAAGGCACCAGCUGUAACUCCUCCCCCUCCUCCUCCUCCUCCUCCUCCACUUCAAAGUCUGUCUACUCCGCCAAAGCCCACACCUCCAUCUAUCCCCAAACUCCCACCUCCUAUUACUGAGGUCAAACCAAAGCCCCAAGUCCAGACCAAACCCAAGAUGGCUCUUACUCCUCUUCCAACACCUACAUCACCGAACCAGGCCACCCUGCUGAGCAUUUUACAAAAGAAAAUGUUAGAAAUGGACCAGAAAAUAAACCCUGUAAAUGACACAGAGUCCAAUUCUGAUGACUGGGGCAGCCCUUUGUCUGAUGAGGACAACAAAGUGACUGUUGUCCCCAGAGUCACGCCACAGAAAAAGAAUUACCCUGUGGUCAACAAAACAGCCACUCUGGACAUGCGGGAGUUAGAGGGUAAAGUGGCCAAGAAAUAUCAGGAGGGAUCCGCAACAAAAGUUUCCACCAGCAAUGGACCACAGUCCAAUCGUCAGUAUGGCAUGUCUUUUACUGUUCGACCUGGAACCAAACAGCCUAUUACUAUUAUUCAUAAAGGGGAGUCUUCGUGAGAUAUAUGAAUAGCUUGUGAUUGUGAGAUAUGAUUUUUGGAUCAAGACUUUGUACAAAAAAAAGCACUUUGAACAAAUGAGUUGCACCAAUGCAGUUGGCAUAUAUACUAUAUAACAAUGGUCUGCUUGUUUAAACAUACCCUGAAUGUCUUCCUCAACUUCCGGAGAAAACAUUGUCAUUGUAAAAUAUUUUCAGUUCUGUUUUUGCAUUUUAUUCUGAACUCUGUUGAAUGGAUGAGGCAUUUUUUUUUUUUGGCUGCUGCUGUUCAUUCUGUGUAGAAGUAUGCGCUGCCUCUUCAACCACAACUUUUUAUCAGUGUCAGAAUCAGAUUCUUCUAAUAACCUGUCUUUCAUCUAGAUUAUUCAUCACUGUAAACUGUACGCUGAGAGAAGACUAAUCAUUAGCCUAUCAGUCAUUUGUUUGUAAGAUAUAAUGAUAUACUAUAUAGAUAUUGUAUGAUGACAAUAUGUUUUAUGGUGUAAUUGCAGCUCCCAUAGCUGGAAUAUUUUUCACUGUUACAUUAUUUGCCUUCAUUGACAUGAAGAAAGACUCUCUUUCUUUUCAUAUUUAUUAUGGAACCUGUAGUACUAUAACAUUUAUUAUGCUACAGUUACAAUUAUUGUCAAUGUCAGCUACACUCAUGAAGUUGUAUAUAAAUUUAUAUAAGAAUACAACAGAAUAUAGAUCCUGUAAGAUGUAGUUGCAUGAAUGCAUGUCACUUUGAUUUUUUAAAAAGUCAAUUUAAAGUGUAUUAAAAGUUCAACAGAUUCUCUAACUGUAAAAAUAAACUCAAGCAGUAGUUACAGGUCUUUUUUUUGUUGGUGUCAAGAGAUAUUGAUAAAAAACAGAACACAGAUUUAUUUUUGAUAUUUGAUAUACUAUCAGUAUGGGCCUAGAUGUGGACACAUUUCCAAUUAGACACUAAUGUUUCUAAAUGUGUAAGGCUGAAAAAGGCAGCAAAGUGGAAAACAUAAGGACAGGUAAGAAAAAAAGUCCAAUUAGAAGAAUAUCGUUUUUUGGUAAAAAAAAAAAAAAAAAAA
Molecule: messenger RNA, 3657 nt
Organism: Sphaeramia orbicularis (orbiculate cardinalfish)
Lineage: Eukaryota; Metazoa; Chordata; Actinopteri; Kurtiformes; Apogonidae
Product: pollen-specific leucine-rich repeat extensin-like protein 1
Exons: 5
Coding region: 289-2616 (775 amino acids)
Source: RefSeq, a predicted model, not a curated record